This is a messenger RNA of Helianthus annuus (common sunflower), 1035 nucleotides long. RefSeq names its product MDIS1-interacting receptor like kinase 2-like. Gene Ontology annotation, molecular function: ATP binding; protein kinase activity. The transcript has a single exon. Lineage: Eukaryota; Viridiplantae; Streptophyta; Magnoliopsida; Asterales; Asteraceae. The record is from RefSeq and is a predicted model, not a curated record. Gene Ontology annotation, biological process: protein phosphorylation. Bases 1 to 1035 code for a protein of 344 amino acids.
AUGACCGGACCUAUCACAAGUCUUGUUGUUUGCAAUCACUUAAAGUACUUGAAUCUUAGUAGUAAUAAUUUUGUUGGAGAAGAACUUGAUUAUUCAGAUUUCCCGGAACUGGAGUUCUUAAAUCAGUCUCUAAAUCAAAAUUUGACGGCAAUCCCCACCCGUCCUUUUGCCCAUAAUAGAGACAUUGGCUUGUCAUGCAAUGCCUUGAGUGGACAAUCAACAUGCAAAGAGCAUAAGCCAAGAAACAAGCCAGUCCAUUAUUUGACCAUUUUUCUUCCCAUCAUCGUGGGACUUUGCUUCUUGCUUCUUGGUUACAUGUGCUAUAAUAAUCACAAUGCUACCGAAAACAAACUCCACCCGGAAACAAGAAAACACGGAAAUGUGUGCUCAAUAUGGAAUUAUGAUGGAACAAUUGCAUAUGAAGACUUCAUCAAUGCUACUGAGGACUUCGACCUUAAAUAUUGCAUUGGAACUGGUGGCUAUGGUAGUGUUUAUGAGGCCAAACUACCUAACGGUAAAACUUUUGCUUUAAAAAAACUCCACCAUUUUGAAGCCAAGCAACCAGCAUUCAACCAGAGUUUCAAGAAUGAAGUUCAAGUGUUAACUAACCUACGCCACAAAAACAUCGUCAGGCUCUAUGGUUUAUGUUUGCAUAACAAAUGCAACUUCCUUGUAUAUGAAUACAUGGAAAAGGGAAGCCUGUUUUGCGCCUUGAGUGACAGAGAAUUAGCUGUUCAAGUGGACUGGAUCAAGAGAGUGAACAUCAUCAAAGAUGUGGCCCGUGCUUUAGCGUACAUGCAUCAUGAUUGCAGCCCUCCUAUUGUUCAUAGAGACAUAUCAACCAACAACAUACUUUUGAAUUCAGAAAUGGAAGGAUUUGUUGCUGACUUUGGAGCAGCCAGAUUGCUUGACCCAGAUUCCUCCAACCAAACUGUAACUGUAGGAACUUUGGGAUACAUUGCUCCGGGUAAUCAUAGUGUUCUUCUAUGUCUAUUAGAAAUAGAAAUUUUUCUAACAAUCCUCGGUCGUAUAUGA